Messenger RNA from Podarcis muralis (Common wall lizard), 8044 nucleotides. RefSeq names its product SMG5 nonsense mediated mRNA decay factor (gene SMG5). NCBI's taxonomy places the organism in Eukaryota, Metazoa, Chordata, Lepidosauria, Squamata, Lacertidae. Gene Ontology annotation, cellular component: telomerase holoenzyme complex. Gene Ontology annotation, biological process: nuclear-transcribed mRNA catabolic process, nonsense-mediated decay. Gene Ontology annotation, molecular function: telomeric repeat DNA binding; telomerase RNA binding; protein binding. The record is from RefSeq and is a predicted model, not a curated record.
CGAUGGCUGCCGGGCGAGGGGGCCGCCGGCGGCAGCAGCAGCAGCAGCAGCAGGCUCGGCGGCAGCGGGGGAGUCUCGAGAGGCAGGCGGCGGAGGAGGAGCAGCAGCGGCGGCGGCCCCUGAGGCAGGGGCGGCGGGACGAGCAGCAGCUGGAGCGGCGCCGCGGGGAAGGCUGGGCCUGGAGCAGCGGCGGCAGGUGGAGCUGCUGAGGGAGCCCUUCGGAAGCCGCCGGCCACACGCGGGGCAGGCCCGGCUGGGCGCCAUGAGCCAAGGCAGCGGAAGCGGAGGAGGAGGCGGCGGCGGCGGCGGGGAACCCGAGGCCAAAGCUCUCCACACCAAGAGGCUCUACCGAGCUGUGGUAGAAGCCGUGCAUAGACUGGAUCUCAUUCUUGGAAACAAGGCAGCUUAUCAAGAAGUUUUUAAACCAGAGAACAUCAGCCUGAGAAACAAGUUACGUGAACUAUGUGUGAAGCUGAUGUUCUUGCACCCAGUGGAUUAUGGGAGGAAAGCAGAAGAGCUGCUGUGGAGGAAAGUUUACUAUGAAGUCAUUCAGCUCAUUAAAACAAACAAAAAGCACAUUCACAGUCGCAGCACCCUAGAGUGUGCCUACCGGACUCACCUUAUUGCUGGCAUCGGCUUUUACCAACACCUUCUUCUCUAUAUCCAGUCUCAUUAUCAGUUAGAGCUGCAGGGCUGUAUUGACUGGACACAUGUUACGGAUCCUCUGAUAGGCUGCAAGAAGCCUGUAUCUGCAUCGGAGAAGGAGAUGGAAUGGGCGCAGAUGGCCUGCCACCGGUGUCUGGUUUACCUGGGGGAUUUAGCUCGGUAUCAGAACGAAUUAGCAGGUGUGGACACAGAAUUGCUGGCCGAGAGAUUUUACUAUCAAGCCCUUUCUGUUGCACCACAAAUUGGUAUGCCUUUUAACCAGCUGGGGACACUGGCGGGGAGCAACUACUACAACGUGGAAGCCACCUACUGCUACCUGCGCUGUAUCCAGUCUGAAGUGUCCUUUGAAGGUGCUUAUGGGAAUCUCAAACGCCUGUAUGAUAAGGCGGCCAAAAUGUAUCACCAGCUGAAGAAAUGUGAAACCAGGAAACUGUCACCCAGCAAAAAGAGGUGCAAAGACAUUAAGAGGUUACUGGUGAGUUUCAUGUACUUGCAGAGCCUCCUUCAGCCAAAGAGCAGUUCUGCAGACUCUGAGCUGACGUCUCUCUGCCAGUCAGUACUGGAGGAUUUCAACCUCUGCCUCUUCUACUUGCCCUCUUCGCCCAACACGAGCUCUGCCAAUGACGACGAAGAGGAGUGCGAGAAUGGCUACUCCUUCCUGCCAGACCUCCUCAUCUUCCGGAUGGUCAUUGUCUGUCUGAUGAGCGUCCACAGCCUCAAGAGGGCAGGCUCCAAGCAGUAUAGUGCAGCCAUUGCAUUCACACUGGCCCUCUUUUCGCACCUCAUCAACCACGUCAAUAUUCGCCUGCAAGCAGAGCUGGAAGAAGGCGAGAAUCCAGUUCCAGCCUUUCGGAAUGAUGGCACAGAGGAUCUGGAGGCCCGGGAAUCCUUGAACUCCAUUGAGAGAGAAGCCGAAGGGGACCUGGCCAACCACCGACCCAGCGAGGAGCAGCGGAAGAGCGAGAGCAAGAAGGGCAAGAAAUACUCGCGCCUCUCCUGCCUGCGCCGUCGCCGCCAUGUCCAGAAGGUGGACGAGAGCGACCUGAGCGAGGGCUUCGACUCCGACUCCAGCCCGGAUUCCACCAAAGGGAGUGACGGCUCAGAGAGCGGCUCAGAGAAGAGCGACGAGGAGGCCGAGGCGGCUUUUGACGUGGAGACCGACUCGGACAUGAACAGCCAGGAGUCACGCUCAGACCUGGAAGACAUGGAGGACGAGCCAGACGCCGAGGGGGGCAGCCAAGCCAAGGGCAUGAAGAACGGCGCCCCGGAGGCUUUGGAUUCUGCGGAAGGGGAUGUUGGCAGGCUGGUGGACUUGAAAAGCCCUGGCGUUGCCAAGACUGAGCCCCUGCUGGAGCCUCCUGUGGCCAACGGGCCAGGCUUGCUGGGCGCCAGUGAUGCCAGUAUAGCCAGCAACCUCCAGGCCAUGUCCACGCAGCUCUUCCAGACCAAGCGCUGCUUCCGACUGGCCCCCACUUUCAGCAACGUCCUCCUCAAACCAAACUGUGAGCUGCCUGCCCCGAAAGAGGUGGCGGACAGCAAGCCAUGUGUCAAUGGGGACGUGGAGAAGUCCAAAAUGACUGAGCAAGAUGAUGUUUCUGAGUCGGAAGAGAGCGUCUCUAGCAGUAAAUCCUGCAGGAACGAGCGUUCUCUCCAGGAGAAGCUGGAGAUCAUCACCAACGAGGGGUUGCUGCCGACUGUCAAAGUAUUUCUGGACUGGCUGAGAACCAACACUGAUCUCAUCAUCAUGUGUGCACAGAGUUCUCAGAGUUUAUGGAACAGACUUUCUGUCCUUCUGAACCUGCUUCCUUCAGCUGGAGACCUUCAGGACUCAGGGCUGUUCCUCUGCAACGAGGUGAAGAGCAUGCUGCCUGGGUGUGAGCUGCCAGACUUGCCUGCUUGCCUGCUGCUCCCAGAGGACAUGGCCCUCCGCAACCUUCCCCCGCUGAAGAACGCGCACAAGAGGUUCAACUUCGAGCAGGACAGGCCUCUCCUCGCAGAAGUGGAGGAGUCCGUGGUUCGCAUCUGUUGCAUCCGGAGUUUCGGACACUUCAUCACCCACCUGCAAGGCAGCAUCCUGCAGUUCAACCCGGAGGUUGGGAUCUUCAUCAGCAUCGCUCAGUCGGAGCAGGACGGCUUGCUCCAGCAGGCCCAGGCCCAGUUCCGCAUGGCCGCUGAGGAAGCUCGCCGGAACAGGCUCAUGAGAGACAUGGCUCAGCUUCGGCUGCAGCUGGAGGUGUCGCAGCUGGAAGGGAGCCUCCAGCAGCCCAAAGCACAGUGUGUGAUGUCCCCCUACCUGGUCCCCGACACCCAGGCUCUCUGCCAGCACCUCUGCACCAUCAGGCAGCUGGCUGCCAGUGGAAGGUUUAUUGUGAUCAUCCCACGGACAGUAAUUGAUGGCUUAGACUUCCUGAAGAAAGAGAAUGCGGGAGCUCGUGACAGCAUCCGAUAUCUAGAGGCAGAAUUUAAAAAGGGAAACAGGUACAUCCGCUGCCAGAAAGAAGUUGGGAAAAGCUUUGAGAGGCAUAAACUGAAGAGGCAAGAUCUAGAUGCUUGGAACCUCUAUAAGAUACUGGAUAGCUGCAAACAGCUGACAACCUCUCAAGGGGGCAGCGAAGAUGACUCCAGUGGGAUGGUGACCAUCCUCACAGGCUUCCAGCUGGAUGACCCAAGCAAGCUUUCUGCACCCAUGAAGUCUGCGAUCCAGGCGGCAGCCAACGCCAGCGUCGAGAUAAAGAACGUUCUGGAAUUCUACAAGCAGUGGAAGGAAAUGGGUUGAGGGGAGAGAAGCCGCUGGGUUGGUUGAAGCUCUGUCUCCCCGUCUUUGGACGCGCAGCGUUGGAACGAAAGAAGUCAAAACCACAGGCGAUAUUUGGACACGAAGCAGCUGCCGCCGCCGCGGCAAUCCAUGAAAAACAAGCAGCUGGGCGUGUGCACGAAACACCACCCCACAUCCACACCCCCGCCAUCCCCUCCCCAUUUCACCAAACGGGCGGCGUCUGUGGCAGACCACGCAGCCGCUUGGGGAAGAGAGAUGGAUCUUGGCCGGACAGAGGAGAGGUGGUCUCCUUUUCUCCCAGCUGAUGGGGACGGGUGUGAGCGGUGGGAGGGAGGGCCUCCAUUCAUCUCCAAAAAGCUUGCUUGGUUUCUCGUCUCCAGGAUCCUGCAGGCAGCUUGUCGCCUACGCUUGAAACAAAAACACGACAUUUGUGACUUUUUGCCACCGGAUCCACGCUGUGAAAGAGCCGGUGAUCCUGAGAGAGGGGAUCAGGAUUUGCAGGAGGCUCUUUCAGAAUCUGGUGAUGGGGAGGAGGACGUUUUCUCUCCCAUUUUUAUUUCAUUUCCGCCCCUUCCCCUUAUUGUGUUUUUCUUUUUUUUAUGCUUAGUGACCACGCCUCUUGUGUGUUUUUCCCUUUCCCCCUCCCUUGUCUGCCCCUUCCCCCCAAAACCGGGGAGGGUUCUUCACCUUUGAGUGUUUGAAAGAUGUCAAGGUGGCAGGGGAACAGUGAUCCUGUCUCAGCAAAGCAAAACAGCUCUCUAUAAGAAGCUUCCGAAUGAAAACAUUAUUUAUUUCCUUGGGGGUGGGGGGUGGGCAGAGUUAGCUGUGAAAAGGAAACAGUGGGCCUCAUUCCCCUCCCUUUCUGCACCCUCCACUCUGCCUGUCCAAAAACCGCACCAUCUUCCCACGCUUUGCUUUUCUCAUAAAGUGUUGCAUUUUGUGAGUGGUGUCAUAGACCAUCUUGGGCUGCUUGAGCCAGGGAGGAAACAAACCCCACAUUACAGCUCUCCUUUCAUUCCCUGGGGUUAAGCGACCAUCUGCAUGGUGCUGUUCCGCCUGCCUCCCCUUUCUAUUCCCCUGUUCACCAGACAACAGGUAACUAGAAAAUGGCGGCCCUUCUAUGGGGCUUGCUUUGGGUUUCUUGGUUUGCCCUGAAAAACAAACAAACCCUAUUUUCUCUGGCUCCUUGUGGCUGUUGUAGGAGGGAUGAAGGCCUAGCCUCUUGUGCAGAGCUAUUGGAGAGGAGUGAAGGGGGCCUUUGCAGGCUAAGCAGGAGAAGGAGGAAACCUGACGGUAUCCCUUUGCCACAGAGAAAGCCAUGGGGCCUCCCUUCCCCUAGUAUUCUCUGCCUCCUCUGAAAUACCAUAAACCAGGAAGGGUUAACUAAGGUCUGAGUGUUGAGGUUCCUGAAUGGGUUCUCUACGCCUGACUCCCUUCCGCAUUGGCCAGUGUUUUAUGUUGAGCCUGCCAAAGGGUCACUGUUGGAAAGAUGCAGGUAGUGGCAAACCAUUUCUUCUUGAAGCUAGCUUUUUCUUCUGGGGGCCGGGCCACCUCAGGGCCUAAUAAGCUUUUGCCCUAUACACCUCCCAAGUCUUCCUUCCCCACCCCCAGGCCUGGUUUUGACACCCUCUGGGAAGGGAAGAGACUGGAAGGGCUUGGAAGCAGUUUCCUGCGAGGACUUCCUUCUGCAUUCCACUUCCCUUCCGCCAGGCAAAUAGGAAAUGGGUGAGUUGCCAGCCAGGCCUCCCCCUUUCCCCACUCUUGUUUUCUUGGAGAGCCAGGUGUGGUUUCCUCCAAGGCAGCGAUGCCUCUGGUGGCUUUGUGGGCCAUCCAGUGCCCGCCAUCUUGGAUGGUUUUCUGCAGGUUCUGUAUUUGGCCCUCGCCGCCUGCUUCUCUCGAUCUCUUUUUAAUCAGGUUGUGUUUCUUAAGCUUUUGAGUUUUCCAUUAAUGGGGUUUGGCCCCAAACAUUCAAACAUUUUAUGCUGUUCCCAGGCGUCCUUCCCACCCCUAACAAGGCACCCAGGAUGAAAUUCUUCGCUGCUUCCGUUAUGCCCCUACCUUUGGCAGGAAGGUGACAGCACAGCCGCCACCCUUUGGGAACCAUAGGUUAGAUUUCUCUGGCUUAGCACGUGCUUGAUAAUUUUUUAAGCCAUCCUAGCACUCUCAAAAUAGCAACCGAACACGAGUCCCAUCAUUUGCCUCCAAGAGGAUACACUGGAAAAAAGGGGGGUUUGUUGCUCACCUGCUCCCUCCUGGUUUUGCUUUGGGGUUUUAUGUUUUUUUUAAGGGAUUCUGGGCUGUUCUGCUCGAAAUGGUGAAGCAGAAGGCGGGGGAAGAGCUUCCAUGAUGCAAAUUGGGCCAAGGAGAGGAGAGGAAGGUACACAAGAGCAUGUGCAGACUUCAGAAAUGCCAGCAAACUAGACCACUUUGUAGUUGUGAGGGGCAAGUUUUAGCCUUGGUGGAAGAGGCAGUGGAAUCAAGAAAUGGAGUUGUUACCUGAGUGAUAUAUUUUAAAACCGGGGGGGCAGGGCAAAAUGACUCGACAUAAAAUGGGCAUUUUUAAAAAGAAGAGUGUAUGUAGUUCUGCAAGCUGAGUGCAGCCCACCAGCUGUGUAAGGUACUUUUGCAACACUGAAGUCCUCUUUGUACUUUGAGAAACAAGUAACUAAGGAUUCUCCAAGGGUUUGGCUGUGGGAAGAAUCCUGCCCUUCUGAAGUGCAGGCAGUUGAAUGCUCCUAUCCUGCAGGGUAAGGUUUGGCAGAACCUCUCUUCCCUCCCUUGCUCCUCCUGCAGCUGGGGAAGGUGCAGGUGGACCCUUUGUGAAUUGAACAGGGAUUUUACAGAAAUGGUGAGCUGGACUGCCAGAGCAAAUAGGUAUUGGAGGAUUUGAAGGAGUAUCAAAAGAGGUCCAAAUGGCCCAUCAGAACUCUCGAAAGAGCUUCCAACAAAAAGUACUUCUGUACAUUUUCUGCAUUGCAUAUGUGUGUGUGUGCGCCCGUGUGUGUGUGUGUGUGUGUGUGUGUGUGUGUGUAUGUGCUGUUUGUUGGGCCACUGUUUUGGAGAAGUUAAAAUUAGAUUACAAAUGAUAAAUGAACCCCCAAAAAAGCACUUGGGGGAAAAUAAUCGGCUCAAGCUAAUUGGAUGUUUUAAAUGUAAAUUCUGACAUUUCUGCCUCCAUUUGGAGAUUAUUACUUCACCCAAAAGUAACUCUUGCCAAGGAGGUCCAGGCUGAUCUAAAGAAAAAGAAAAGGUGAGGCUUUCAAGCCUGGAGCCUUGUUUCUUUUGGAAGCAGGGUUUAGUGUGGAAAUUUAUCAUCAUCAUCAGUACUACUGAGGAAACAGAUCCUGCCAAAUUUGCAACCAGCUCUGUCGGCACCCUACCUGGCUUCCAACAGCAGCCCCUGUGGCCUUCAGCUUUGAAAUCCAACCUGUUUACCCAUCAAACAUUCAGCAGCAGGUGAUGAUGGGGCCAGGCCCUUUGUUUUCCUCUAAGUGGAUGGAGGAGUAAAGGGAUUUUGAAACAUCUUGUUUGGGCUACACCAUCAGUAUCGCACCCACCUUUAGACCAUCUCUGCAGUGUAGCCUAACUCCUAGUAAGCAGUAAAACAAUUCUGGUUGGAUUUUCUCUUUUAAAAAAGGUUCCCUCUUUCCGUCCUCACUUGUUGGGAGUCUGUGACUGCCUUGUCAGAAGGAAGAAGGGAUGGUAAAUGUGUACGGUCUCCUUUGUAUGAGCUGCUUCUACCUAAUGCUUAGCACAUGGCAAAGGUCAAAGGCACAGCGGGCACAUUUGAGUCUACUGUUUGGGGGGGGGGAGUUCCUUUUCCUAACCCAAUGAUGUACAACCAAGCUCUGGACCUGGUGAUAAUGACUCUCCAGAGCCCCAACAACUCUGGCUAAGCAGGAAGAGAGAAACCAUGUUGGAAAUCCAUCUUAAUAUUUUAUGUUCCUGGAAAUUGGGGUUUCUGCUGCUCAUCCACCCAAGUAAACCUGAUCUUUUGGGCUGUCAUCAGAAGCGUGUGUGUGUGUGUGUGUGUGUUUCACAUGGGACAUUAGCCAUGGGUGGAAACAUGGGUUUGAAUUCUAUAGAUACCCUUGUAGGCUGUGCCAAAUAGCCCUCCAGUUCUUUUCUUCCUGCUUCCAUCGCUUAACUCUGUUCCUUAAAUGUUGUGUGCGUGUUCUCUGCAUCUAGAAAGGGAGAAAAAAUCCAGCAGAGAUUCUCUGGCUGGGAAAACUGGUGGCAGGAGAGAAAUGGGGGGGGGGGAGCUGCCGCUGAUGCCAGUUUGCGCACCAGAGCUGGCUGCUUCCAAAGACUUGGACUACAGCAGAAACGGUGUGGGGUAUGGCCCAAACUGCAGCUUCUCUGAAAAGCGUGGGGAGUUCAAAAGUCGGUGGGAAGGGGGAGGCGUGUUACGAGAUCUGCAGUCCUAAAGGUGGCCAGGAGCCAUAUCUGAGCAUCCAUAUAAAGCUCUUCUCAGUAUGAGUUGGGCGGGAGGAGGAAGAGAUGUGAACUGGCCCCUGAUUUACUGGUAUACGGCCCUCCACUAUGUAAGAUUGGAACACAUCGACUGGCUUAAUAAAAAUGCAAGAUGUUUGUAAAUCUUUA